Messenger RNA from Rotaria sp. Silwood1, 723 nucleotides. Lineage: Eukaryota; Metazoa; Rotifera; Eurotatoria; Philodinida; Philodinidae. The record is from the annotation of a GenBank genome assembly.
AUGCCGAAAGGCCAACACGACAGUCGAGAAACAAAAGAAUUUAUGUUCAAUGUGAUCAAAUUUUUUGAAGAAGAGAAAGAUAGAGCACCCAUACCAUUAUUCAAUGUCAAUGAUCGUAUAAUGGCUGCACUUCAAAUACCGCAUGAUGCUCUGCUGCUUGAGCAACAGCAACAACAACGACCAUAUGUACUGGCACAAAAAUAUAAAAACGAGUGCUUUCGUCGACGAUCAUCGUCACCUUACACAAGACCCAUAAAUGACCAGUCCAGAAAUUCGGAUAUACCUCGUCCAGCUGCUAACCCACCAGCGAAACGUGAUGGUCCUGGCUGUUUAAAAAUUUCUUUAACUGAAUAUGAAAAAGACUUAUGGAGGAGAAACGAACCAUUUUGGGUUGAUAAUCAGGGUCAAGGGAGAAUACGCACAAAUCAAGGAACAGGACCUCGUGUUGCAAUUAGUGCAUUAAUCAACGAGAAUGAUUUUCAUCAUCCAUCAGCUGAUAUGUUCAAAUGCAACCAAGAACACUCAAUGGAUUCCAUGCACUUUAUACGCUGGAUCGGUGAAACAUGUUCCAAGCUACGAAAAGAACUUUGUAAGAGUCUUGAUUAUUUAAUUGUUCAUGACGCUUUUUAUAAAGGAAAUGCACAUUCAAUAACUAUUAUUAUCGACAAUGCCUCUUGGCAUCGUGAAUUAACAAAUAAUGCAAAAUCACCUCAACGUUCAUGA